AUGUCUGCGCAAGAUACUGGCUUCCAGGCUGCCUUACACGAGGCUCGUCGAGGCAGCAGCGAAGGCGGAGUGUCUAUCGGCGCAGCCUUAGGAUAUAACAUGCGUAUUCAGAAUGGCAGUGCUACUCUGCAUGCAGAAAUAUCCGCUCGAGAAAAUGCAGGGCACCUUCCAGCUUCGGCUUACCAAGGUGCAACCACGUACACCAGCCUCUCGCCGUGUGACAUGUGUACCGGUGCAUGCGUUAUGUACAAUAUCAAGAGAGUCGUCAUCGGUCAGAACAUAUCGUUUGUUGGAGGUGAGGAGUAUCUGAAGAGUAAGGGUAUCGAGGUCGUGUUCAUCAAGGAGAAACCUGGAGAUUGGUACGAGGAUAUUGGAGAGGAUCAGUAG
Messenger RNA from Macroventuria anomochaeta, 387 nucleotides. RefSeq names its product cytidine deaminase-like protein. Bases 1 to 387 code for a protein of 128 amino acids. The record is from RefSeq and is a predicted model, not a curated record. Lineage: Eukaryota; Fungi; Ascomycota; Dothideomycetes; Pleosporales; Didymellaceae. Gene Ontology annotation, molecular function: diaminohydroxyphosphoribosylaminopyrimidine deaminase activity. The transcript is spliced from 4 exons. Gene Ontology annotation, cellular component: cytoplasm; nucleus.